AACUACUGUGUGUUGAUAUUUCUCAACAAUACUGCGAGGAGCUACUCAUUUAUAGUGUUUUGUGUUAUUGAAAUAAAACCAUGGCAGAAACUGAAUGUACUAUCAAACUUGAUGAACUGUUAACUGGGGUCCAAAAUGUUGCAACCCAAUCAGACAUGUCCAAAGCCGAAAAGCUGCAAAAGAUAUCUUCGAUCAUGCACCAAGCAACAUCGAUCGUCAAGGAACACCACAGUAACAUAGAAGUUGUCACCAAAGACGUCGAUUUGGUCAGCAAUGCCGCCCAUGUAAUCGGAAACCAAAUCGCAUGCCUCCAGACAACAUCUAAUAACUACGACUACAAAAAAUUAGCAAACCGAUUAAAACCAAUUGUAAAGGCCUCUAGUAAACAAUGGCUUGAGUUAUUUGAUCCUUCGAUGUUGGGUUUAAAGAGUCCCCCGAUCAGCCACAGCAUGUUUGCUACUUUCAAUCCUGAAAAACCAGUAAUAAAAGUGAGGCAGAAACGGCAGAGGACCCAAAGGGAUCCCAUUGAAAUUGAAUCUACUUGCCCUGAUAGCAUAGAUAAGGCUGAACAAACCGAAGAAACCUCAGCAAUUCUGGAAAAAGUUAAGAGCCAAAUCAUGAGACUCUUCAAACACAACAGCAUGAAGCCCAUAAAAUAUUUCCAAAUCGUACUAGAUCCUGAAGACUUUGGUAAAACCAUUGACAAUAUUUUUCAAGUGUCAUUUUUAGUUCGUGAUAGAGCUGUGGAGGUCUUCGAGGAAAAUGAAGAUUUGUGGUUGAAGCCUGUGGCAAAGUCUGAGACUGAUGAACAGAACUUGGGCGAUGGACAGCAAGCCAUUAUGAGCAUCGACAUGGAGCAGUGGAAAGCCUUGGUGAAAAAAUAUGAUGUGAGGAGGCCUAUGAUAAAUAUAUCAGAUCGGUAUGAAGGCAAAUGAUA
This is a messenger RNA of Ctenocephalides felis (cat flea), 937 nucleotides long. RefSeq names its product non-structural maintenance of chromosomes element 4 homolog A-like. Gene Ontology annotation, biological process: DNA repair. The transcript has 2 exons. NCBI's taxonomy places the organism in Eukaryota, Metazoa, Arthropoda, Insecta, Siphonaptera, Pulicidae. Bases 81 to 935 code for a protein of 284 amino acids. The record is from RefSeq and is a predicted model, not a curated record. Gene Ontology annotation, cellular component: nucleus; Smc5-Smc6 complex.